This is a messenger RNA of Propithecus coquereli (Coquerel's sifaka), 1000 nucleotides long. RefSeq names its product olfactory receptor 5K1. The record is from RefSeq and is a predicted model, not a curated record. Gene Ontology annotation, molecular function: olfactory receptor activity; odorant binding; G protein-coupled receptor activity. Lineage: Eukaryota; Metazoa; Chordata; Mammalia; Primates; Indriidae. The transcript has a single exon. The coding region runs from base 16 to 981 and encodes 321 amino acids. Gene Ontology annotation, biological process: sensory perception of smell; G protein-coupled receptor signaling pathway. Gene Ontology annotation, cellular component: membrane.
UCAGAGAUAUCAGGUAUGGCAAAAGAAAAUUGUACCAUGAAAAAUGAGUUUAUCCUGGCAGGAUUUACAGAUCACGCAGAGAUGAAGAUUCUUCUGUUUGUUGUGUUCUUUUCCAUCUAUCUGAUCACCAUGGUGGGGAAUCUUGGUUUGGUGGCCUUAAUUUUUACACAACGUCUUCUACACACACCAAUGUACAUUUUUCUGGGCAACCUGGCUCUUGUGGACUCUUGCUGUGCCUGCACUGUUAUUCCUAAAAUGUUAGAGAACUUCUUUUCUGAAGACAGAAUUGUUUCCCUCUAUGAAUGUAUGGCACAGUUUUAUGUCCUUUGCACCGUUGAAACUGCAGACUGCUUUCUUCUGGCAGCAAUGGCCUAUGACCGCUAUGUGGCCAUAUGCAGCCCACUGCAGUACCACACCAUGAUGUCCAAGAAACUCUGCAUUCAGAUGACCACAGGAGCCUUCAUAGCUGGAAACCUGCAUUCCAUGAUUCAUGUAGGGUUUCUGUUCAGGUUAAUUUUCUGUGGAUUGAAUCAUAUCAACCAUUUUUAUUGUGAUAUUCUUCCUUUGUAUAGACUCUCCUGUGUUGAUCCUUAUGUCAAUGAACUGGUACUAUUCAUCUUUUCAGGCUCAAUUCAAGUCUUCACCAUAGGUAGUGUCUUAAUAUCUUAUCUCUAUAUUCUUUUUACUAUUUUCAAAAUGAAAUCCAAAGAGGGAAGGGUCAAAGCCUUUUCUACUUGUGCAUCCCAUUUUCUGUCUGUUUCAUUAUUCUAUGGAUCUCUUUUUUUCAUGUACAUUAGACCAAAUUUGCUUGAAGAAGGGGAUAAAGACAUACCAGCUGCUAUUUUGUUUACAAUAGUAGUUCCCUUAUUAAAUCCUUUCAUUUAUAGCCUGAGAAAUAAAACAGUAAUAAGUGUCUUGAGAAAAAUUCUGAUUAAAAAAAUUCAAGAAAAAUUGAAUCAAAUGACAUCUACCAUAGCUUGAUGUAAAUGCAGCAAAAACU